CGUGGUCGUCACUAUUUGUCGAAAAUAGCAGCACAUACUUUUACUCAAUUUCCUUCAGAAUGUUCCCAGCGACUUUGAAUUUGUGCAUAAGAGUUUGACGAGCAUAAGAAAGACUUGUUCCAAAUCAAGAAAGACGUGAAAAUAUCCUGGGAUCCUCGUCGAUGCGGAUCAAAUCCUGAUUUCUUUCUUGGCCAAGAUCGACUAUAUCCUUUUUUCACAUUCCCAUCCGCCUACAAGAUUUCACACGUUUUGCUCCUUAUGCUGCUACACACAAAAUGUCUUGUUUAUAUUUCGAUAAAUGCACGCGUUGAUGAAACUAUCCCCGUGAUUUUUUCGCCCUAAAGUGUCUUCUGCGUAACCAAUGUGGCCAAUCAUCACCGGUCCAUUUUAAACGAAUGCACCAAGACCUCUCACGUCCGAAGCAAGUGCAGUCUGUCAAUGUUCAAACAAGCUGACAUUUUCUCCAAUUUCGUUUCGAAGUAGGUUUGAAAAAUCGAAUUCAAGUUACAACCGACAUGAUGAAGAGCAGUGCGUGCACAACGAAGAAGGAGAGCAAGAUGCGAAUUCGUGCUUUUCCGACGACUAUGGAUGAAAAGUAUGUGGAAAAUAUCUGGGCUUUAUUGAAAAAUGCUAUCCAGGAAAUUCAGAAAAAGAACAACUCUGGACUUAGCUUUGAGGAGCUUUAUCGCAAUGCAUACACAAUGGUUCUCCACAAGUAUGGGGAGCGUCUUUACACCGGGUUGAAAGAAGUCGUCACACAACAUCUGGAGAACAAAGUUCGGGAGGAUGUUCUAAAUUCGCUUCACAACAAUUUCCUGCAGACUUUAAAUCAGGCGUGGAACGAUCAUCAAACUUCGAUGGUCAUGAUUAGGGACAUCCUGAUGUACAUGGACCGAGUUUAUGUUCAGCAGAAUAACGUUGAUAACGUUUACAACUUAGGACUGAUCAUAUUCCGAGAUCAAGUUGUGAGAUACGGCUGUGUACGGGACCACCUAAGAGAAACUUUACUGGACAUGGUGGCUCGCGAACGAAGAGGCGAAGUCGUUGAUCGCAUAGCGAUUAAAAACGCGUGCCAAAUGCUGAUGCUACUUGGCAUAAACAAUCGUCUCGUCUACGAAGAAGACUUUGAGAGGCCCUUUUUGCAACAGAGUAUAGACUUUUAUAGGAUGGAAUCGCAAAAGUUCCUAGCUGAAAAUAGCGCAUCAGUGUACAUAAAGAAAGUCGAAGCAAGAAUUAGUGAGGAAUCCGAUAGAGCUAAACACUACCUGGAUGAAUCAACCGAGCCACGAAUAGUUGAAGUUGUAGAAGAGGAACUGAUUAAGAUUCAUAUGAAAACGAUUGUCGAGAUGGAGAAUAGUGGAGUCGUGCACAUGCUCCAAAAUCAAAAGACGGAAGAUCUAAACUGUAUGUAUAAAUUGUUCUCCAGAGUGACAGAUGGACUGCGUACAGUCUGCGACUGCGUUUCUCAGUUUCUUCGUGAGAGAGGUCGAACUUUGGUCCAAGAGGAUCAGGAAUCGACCACAAAUGCUGUUUCUUUCGUACAAAACUUGUUGACUCUAAAAGACAGAUUCGAGCAUUUUCUGCAUUAUUCUUUUAACAACGAUAAACUCUUCAAACACAUGAUUGCAGCAGAUUUCGAACAUUUUUUGAACCUCAAUCCCAAGAGUCCCGAGUAUCUUUCGCUCUUCAUUGACGAUAAACUGAAGAAAGGAGUCAAGGGAAUGACUGAGCAAGAAAUCGAAGGCAUCCUUGACAAGUCAAUGGUCUUGUUCAGAUUCCUGCAAGAAAAGGAUGUAUUUGAGCGAUACUAUAAGCAACAUUUAGCCAAAAGACUUUUGCUGAACAAGUCCGUGUCUGACGACAGCGAAAAGAAUAUGAUAUCUAAACUCAAGACUGAAUGCGGAUGCCAGUUUACGUCGAAAUUGGAGGGUAUGUUUAAAGAUAUCACGCUGAGCAAUACUAUUAUGGAUGAAUUUAAGGAACACGUAAAUAGUGCUGGGACGAAUUUGCACGGUGUGGAUUUAAGUGUUCGAGUUUUAACCACCGGCUUUUGGCCAACGCAAUCUGCUACUCCGAAAUGUAGCAUCCCUCAAGCACCACGAGAUGCCUUUGAUGCCUUCCGUCGUUUUUACCUAAAUAAACAUAGUGGACGUCAGUUAACUUUACAACCACAAUUGGGCUCUGCGGAUCUCAAUGCCACUUUUUAUGGACAAAGGAGAGAAGAAACGAGUGGACCGAGUGGCGUAGAUGCACCCAUCUCAUCGAGUUCAGUUUCGACCAACGGAAAUUCUAGCAGCAACACUAGUGCGAAUGUUUUGAGCCAAACAAAGUCCAGCGGAAGUGCAGGCGUCAGAAAACAUAUAAUUCAGGUUUCCACUUAUCAGAUGUGUGUGCUGAUGCUUUUCAAUAAUAGAGAAAGGCUCACGUAUGAGGAAAUUCAAAGCGAAACUGACAUCCCUGAGAGAGAUUUGAUAAGAGCCCUGCAAUCCCUUGCAAUGGGGAAAGCAACUCAACGUGUUCUUUUGAAAAAUCCACGAACAAAAGAAAUUGAACCAACCCAUCAAUUUGUAGUCAACGAUAGUUUCACAAGCAAAUUGCACAGAGUAAAAAUACAAACUGUAGCUGCGAAAGGCGAAUGUGAGCCUGAAAGAAAAGAAACGAGAAAUAAGGUUGAUGAGGAUAGAAAACAUGAAAUAGAAGCUGCAAUCGUGCGUAUCAUGAAGGCCCGCAAACGCAUGGCUCAUAAUAUUCUCGUCACCGAAGUAACACAACAACUGCGUGCUCGAUUUUUGCCUUCUCCCGUCAUAAUAAAGAAGCGCAUUGAAGGUUUAAUCGAACGCGAAUAUCUUGCUCGGACGCAAGAAGAUAGAAAGAUUUACACGUACGUCGCCUAAGCACAUUUCUACGGAUUUGUACAAACGUGUAAGUGUUCUGCCAUGACGCGCCCUGAAUUUCACUACAUAUUGGUAUUUGCAUUUCGAAUUAGAAAACUUGAUUGAUCUCUGUUGGUUUUUUUACUUUGCCUCAGGGGUGUACGAAACGCAUGUAACUAUUUAACUCAUAAGAAAAAGAAUAGAUUAAUACAUAGUAAGCAGUAUUUAAAUCUCUUUCAUUGACUGGAGACGAAGCUGGAACGUUACGACUGUAGCCUUUAUUUAAAAGCAUAUUCCUAUUUGAAGUCAAAGGGAAGCUCGCGUUUUUAUCGACUGACUGUAUGCAAGUUUAGAAAGCUUUCCAAACCGAGCCUAGAUUAAAUACCACCCCUCAGUUAUUAUUUUAUGUUCUCUUUUUUUUAAACUAAACUGUUUAAACUUGGUGUUGUUUUAUGUUCCUAGCAGAUGAUUUCAACUUGGGAAAUUUCAUCUGCAGAUUUAGGUGUAGAGUUUGCAAUCACCUAUCAGAGGAUUUUUAUGUUUUGUAAAGUUGAGAAUAUAACUGUUUUCUUUUUUCAAUUUGUGUUUUCAUUCAAGAGAAAUAUAACUUUUCACUGUCAAAUAGUCGGCAGCUUUUUGAAAUCCCUUUGCUUCGAUUGUAUUUGACAAACAAUUUGCCUAAUUUGAUUGAGAAAUAAGAAAUUGUGUACUUUCAGAAACUACCAGGUUUGGACUGAAUUAAUCCUGAUCCACAUCAUGCGUUACAUUAAGAUUUAAAAAUAAAUUCAUCAGUGAAAUUAAAUUAUUAUAAUCCAAAUAUAUACUUUCUGCAUGUAUCGUCUUUUGAUACUUUCUUUUUCGUGUAGGCUGCUAUUUUUCUCGUUUUUCUUUGUUUCCAUCUUGGCAAUUCUCUCAAUACUGUGAGUUUCCAGUUGCAGAAAAAUAAUCCAAGAUGUAUACAGUCCGUGGGACUCGAAGAAAAUAGUUCUAAGGAUAAGUGUUGUAAGAUAUAGCAAGAGUGUUGUAAAAAAAUACAUUGAUUGAUGAUGAUCGGUCGAUAAGAAAAUAUAAAAGGUCAUUGUCAAAGCAGUUUCUUCGAUUAUAAAUCCUAUAUAGGCAAGUCAGUCCUUGAUGGCUGAUUGCAAACUCUUACUUGCAUAUUAAAAAUUUAAAUUCUCUGAAACAUUAUGGUUUUACAAUUAUAUAAUUUGUUUGUUAACUAAACAUCUUUCUCAGCUAGGCACGAGUGUAUAAAAGUAUAAUAAAAACAUUCAUUUUAAAUUUCGAGUUAAUUUGCGGAUUAUGAGUGCUUUCAUCGACCAUCAAGGACAGUCUAGUAAAUCUCGAAAUGCAUCGGUAAAUUUGUUAUUUAUUGAUAUAUUACGACUGCCAAAUAAGUAAAAUUAAUAUUAAAAUUGAUGUAGCGUUCGAGACAAAGAUGUAUUAUAGAGAAAGGUUCAGGUAUAGUGACCGAUAUUUGGAAAAUACAGUAGAUUAGAUUAUUAUGAGUUACAUUUUUGAAACUAUAUAAUAUGUAGAUUGAAAUAAUACACUGCAUUUCUUUUCGUAAUGAAGUUUUGGAUUUGAAAAUAAAAAUCCCGAGCAAAAUUUUUAUUUUAAAUAAGUCUAAGAUUACGAUUUUUAAAACAAAGUAUUUUUCAAAAAUUGUUAAAUAUCCUUGCAAGAUGAAGAUAAAGAUGGUUUAGAAAAUCGAAAUGGGCUAAAUCGGAAUUUCAAGAAAAUGUUCUCUUUUUAAUUCUAAUCAUCUACUGAGUAAUUUAGCAUAACGUCACUGUUUUACUUGUACGUUUAGAAUUUUUUUUUCUCCAAAAAGUCGUAUACAUUCACAUGUAAAUAUGUACCAACUAUGCUAAGCUUCCUGACAUUUACACCUAUCCUAUCGUGACGGCAUGCUAAAAUACUCAGCCCCUCUGUCGAAAAAAAGUGGUGUAAAUAUAUUUAACAUACAUUGUUGUCGAAAGCCUGCUUGCUUGCAACACUGUGUGAAUAUUACUUUUAGUGGCUAUUUUCAGUUUGUUUAUCUAUUAAUAAAGAUUACGACUUUUCUGCACCAU
Messenger RNA from Belonocnema kinseyi, 4948 nucleotides. It is a transcript of the gene Cul3, whose product is annotated as cullin-3. Gene Ontology annotation, cellular component: Cul3-RING ubiquitin ligase complex. Lineage: Eukaryota; Metazoa; Arthropoda; Insecta; Hymenoptera; Cynipidae. Bases 516 to 2894 code for a protein of 792 amino acids. The transcript is spliced from 13 exons. The record is from RefSeq and is a predicted model, not a curated record. Gene Ontology annotation, biological process: ubiquitin-dependent protein catabolic process; protein ubiquitination. Gene Ontology annotation, molecular function: ubiquitin protein ligase binding.